Messenger RNA from Ustilago hordei, 861 nucleotides. RefSeq lists its product as uncharacterized. The transcript has a single exon. Gene Ontology annotation, molecular function: RNA binding. NCBI's taxonomy places the organism in Eukaryota, Fungi, Basidiomycota, Ustilaginomycetes, Ustilaginales, Ustilaginaceae. The record is from RefSeq and is a predicted model, not a curated record. The coding region runs from base 1 to 861 and encodes 286 amino acids. Gene Ontology annotation, biological process: mRNA cis splicing, via spliceosome. Gene Ontology annotation, cellular component: catalytic step 2 spliceosome.
AUGUCAACAGCACACAGACCAAACUUUGAUCCAGCAAAAGGAAGACAAUCCACCGCACACCUGAGUGCUCAAACGAGUAAAUUGGAUAUUCCUUCGUAUACCAAAUUAAAGUUUCGUCAACCUCCGCCAACUUGUUCUUCCUCUUCUGUUGCCUCUUCAUCUACCGCCUCGACCUCGGGUAGAAGAGAUUUGAAGAGGGAUUUGGAGCUGGCUGAAUGGGAAGCUACAAAUCGCAAAAGAGCUAAAUCGGGAUUGGAACCCCUCCCCGCUCCGUUCACAGUAAAGGCGGAGGCAGAAGAGAGGGAGGGAGAGGAGGAGAGGAACAGAAAGGAGGCUAUUGUGAGGGCUAUUGAGUUGGAUCGCGACAGUGAAACUUCCUCGGAUGAUGAAGCGGAACAAGAGGAGGAGGAGGAAACCAAACCAAAACAAGAGGAUCAAGAAGCACCAAGUUCCGAAGAAAGUGAUAGCGACAGUGAUGAGGACAGCGAAGAAGACGAACAGGCACUUCUACUCCGUGAAUUACAAAAAAUCCGCGCAGAACGAGCAGCAGGAAAACAACGUCAAACUCAACUAGACUCAACAAGCGCUCAACUCAAGAGACAAGAAGAAAUCGCCCGAGGAAACCCACUGCUCAACCUUGAAACCGUCUUUGCACCAAUAUCGCACAAAUCUCCAGCCAGAAGACAAGAGGUAGAGCAAGGCUUUGAGGUGAGAAAAAGAUGGGAUCAUGAUGUGAUAUUCAAGAACCAAGCCGAGGCUGCUGGCAAUACGGGCAGGCCUAACGGCGCUGCGAAUGGCUUUGUUAAUGAUUUGACUAGGAGUGAUUUUCAUACCAAGUUUAUGAAUCGUUAUAUCAAGUAA